AUGGCACCCGCUGUAUACAAGCAACGUAGCGAUGUCCCUCGCAUCAGCGACGGCAACGCGACCACCACCAUCCAGACCGCCGCAGGAGAUCAGUACACCGUCCGCACGCAUCUCUUGGCCUUCGCCAGCAAGCUCUUCCGAGACCAGCAGAAGCAGAACCAGAACCAGCCCGUCCUCCUCCUCACCAUCCCCCAAGCCAACACCACCACCAUCCCCUUCUUCGUCCUCUGGCUCUCCGCCCGCUGUGAGCGGCUCCUCCCACCCAACCCCUUCCUCAACGACCCCAUUAUCGACACCGCCAUCACGUCCACCAUGGAUCCGGCCUGGAUCGCCUCGCGCGGCGUCUGGAUGACCGUCCCCGGCGUGCAGAACCUACGAAUCACCGAGCAGGCUGUGAUGCUGCCGGACCCCGACCUGCCAGCUCCCAACGUGCGCGAGCGAGCACCGGCGGGUCUGGACAUCCUGCGACGAGCGGCGGCCGCCGGCGGACAGACAGUCCGGGACGAGUGGGAGCUGGCCGACUACCUCAUGAACGACGGCAACAACGCUGUGAGCGCCGCCAUCCGUGCCGAGAGUUGGGACUCCGGCCUCCUCUUCGACCUCUGGCAGCUCGGAGAGCAUCUGGGCGCUGCCGAGUUCCAGAACACCAGGCAGUUGCUGCGCGUGACCAUUUUCCUCCCCCAUGAUGCUGAUCAGAAAACCAACCUCCCAGUCAUGCGUCUCCUCCUCCUGCGCCUCGACGCCGCCUUCGCCGCCGAAGACAAGGGCCGUUGGGUUGGUGAGUACGCCGCGGUCGCACUCGCCGACCGUUUCCUUGCUGCGCGUGACGUCGCUCGCAGCCCGCGAGGCUUGUACUACCUCCUGGUGAACCUCGUCGCCGUCCACCUAUCUCAGCUCGAGCUGGAAGGAGAGGAACGUGAUCUGUGUGUUGGGUUCCUCGACGAAGUGACCUUGAGCGAUGUAGAGCAACUAGAGGCCGAGCUCCUCGAGGAGGGUGCCGCCAGUGACUUGCUGUUUGAUGAGGAAGUUUAUGUCGUAGUUGACUAG
This is a messenger RNA of Anthostomella pinea, 1047 nucleotides long. Lineage: Eukaryota; Fungi; Ascomycota; Sordariomycetes; Xylariales; Xylariaceae. The record is from the annotation of a GenBank genome assembly.